CACCGAUCCGUAGCCUUUUUGGCUCGAGAGGUGCUCUUGUGGGGGUGAGGCGGGGGGUGCGGCCGGGGCGUGGCCGCGCGCUUUCGCCCGUCACGGGAGCGAGUCGGUAGCCGCUAGGAUGGCUUUGCCGGCGGCAGCUGCGGAGGUUGAGGCGCUCCUGGUGCGAGCCGCCCAGAGUUCCAGAAGCACGUGUUUGCCGGAGGUGCUCAGGCAUCACCAGGGCUUAAUGAAAAACGACUCUACCUUUCCAAUUUUCAUUGGGUCCGAGGCUCUGUGUGCCUCCUUUAGGGUCGGGUGAUACCUCGGUGAUCUCGGGGCUUGGAGGUUCGCAGUUCAAUGUUUGUAGAAUCGUUUUUCAUUGUUCCUUAGGCUUCCAGCAGCUCGGGGCUGCCGGUACACAGCGCCGAAGUACCUUGCUCUUAUGCACAGGCUGCGGCGCGUGCUCGUCGCCAACCGGGCUGCGCAAAGUGGCCGCCUCGAAGCGGAGCUCGUCCGCUUUGCACGCGCGGAGGGCUGCCUGUCAGUUUCCGCGGCGCUUCGCGGAGUGCCCGGUGCUCCGACAGGUCGCGACCAACGGAAGGUUAAGAGAUUCCGGAAACUCGCCGCUGUGAUUCUGGAGAAUCGCGCCCGGAAGGCGACGGGUAGAGCUCGCCGGCGCGUUCUCCAGGGCUCCCGGAGAGCGGAGGCGGCGAAAGCGCGCCAGCAGGCGGCGGCCCGGACGCUCCUGCUUCGAGGAACGGUGGGGCCAGAGGUGGCAGCUCGCAUCCACCUCUGGCGACAGCACCGCCGCGUGCCGCGCCCUGCCCGGCAGCCGGUUUGGGGCUGCGCUUCCAAGGGGCCCAACACCCCGAGGGACCUCGAACGAGGAGUGCGGUACUUCUUCGCGCACUGGGCUUACGACCAGGAGCGCCACGACCUCGCCGAGGAGGUGGCCGGCGACCUCCGCAGCAACCGCGGCCGGCCGCUCCUGGAGUGGCUCCGGACGCGGCGCCACUGCAGGGCCACCUUUGAAGGGUCGGCCCACACGCAGGCUCUCCGGCGAGCGGGGGCUCGCCUGGGAGACGAAGGCCGCCGACGACUUUUCCUCUUGAACUUUGCCGGCUGCAACAAGCGCGAGCUGGUGGUGAAGCACGCGGAGCUAGUGCGCACCACCAAGGACGCGCAGGCUCUCUGCGACAAGGCCUGGGCACUCUGGUGCGAGCGGGCGCCCUACCUGGCGUCUGUCCCCGUGAGCGGCGCCACGGUGAAGCUGGGGGGGCUCCGGGGUUUGGCGGCUGCCGAGCAGGCCGGGAAGGCGGCACUCGGUGUCUGUGCGAUGUUGCUGGAGCCGGGCUGUUACGGGAGCAGCGUGCUCCAGCAGCUCUGCGUGCGGAGGCUCACCGGAGUUAGCGUGGAGGAGGUGUGGACGGAGUUUUCCGGAAAGUACGCCCCUCGCGGUUUCUCCCCGGCCGCCGCGGCGGUGCGCUGGCGGGCCGUCGCGUUGUGCCUCACGGCGCACUGGCCCGCUGUUUUACGGCGCGCCGCGCUCCGGGCCAUCGACGCGGCGGCCUGCGAGCACUCGUACUGCGAGUACCGGAAGUUCAAGGACGAAUCCACAGCGGUGCGCUAAGACGCACACAACAGCAGCUCGAGGGGAAGGGGCGCCUCGAAAAAAAAUAUUCACUGCGUGGAGCUCCCCAUAUGUGCA
This is a messenger RNA of Prorocentrum cordatum, 1687 nucleotides long. Lineage: Eukaryota; Dinophyceae; Prorocentrales; Prorocentraceae. The record is from the annotation of a GenBank genome assembly.